Molecule: messenger RNA, 3360 nt
Organism: Fonsecaea nubica
Lineage: Eukaryota; Fungi; Ascomycota; Eurotiomycetes; Chaetothyriales; Herpotrichiellaceae
Exons: 7
Coding region: 1-3360 (1119 amino acids)
Source: RefSeq, a predicted model, not a curated record
AUGAGGAUUCUUCAGCAGUCACAGUUGGACGUGUAUCCAAACCUGAUAGCUCGACUUCCGAAACACUUGACCACAGGCAAUGGUGAACAGCGGGCAUCCCAGCAAAGCAUGCUCCAACUGCCGGAAAAGGAAGAUCAAGUCAGAUACGUGCAUAACACUUUUGUCAGUGUGAUCAAAGAAGACCGGCAUGCACCCAAUGCGUCAGGGCUGACUGGCCUUGCCCGGGCUAUCGGCCUGAUAUCGACCUCUUUCUUCGCGAUGAGACCAAACGCGUCACCCUAUCAGCUGAAUAUAGACGUCGUGACCCGGGCAGUGUCGUUCUUUUUCUCCCAGUAUGUCCACCAACCUCCAACACCUUGUGGGAAAUUUCAACCUGGGUCAUUCCAAUAUCUCCCGUCCCUGUACGCCCGAAGUCGACCAGAUGGACCCCUGGUUCCGAUCGUCCAUGCGGCCGCGCUCGCCAGUUAUGCCAAUGCGGGAAACGUCCCCCGCUGGACACUGGAAAGCUACCGAUUGUGCGGGCUGGGUAUCCUGAGAUGUAGGCAUGCACUUGGAAAUCUAGUCGAGAGAAAGUCAAACGAUGUUCUUGCCAGCAUCAUGCUGCUAGGCGUCUAUGAGACUAUUGCCCUCAAGGGGACACAAGCCAUGAAGACAUGGAGUCAGCAUAUGCUUGGCGCAGCGGCAGUGAUUGAUUCCCGUGGCCCGGGUCAGUUUCACGAUAGAUCUAGCGUUCAGAUCUUCCUGCAGAUUCGACGCCUCAUAGUCCUCUCCGCGUAUCAGCUACAGCAACCGGUGCCCUUUUCCUUGAAAAAGUGGUCAACCUGGCUAGAAUACGCCAGUGUUGGUGAAGAUUACGAGGUUGUUUACCUCGCCAACCGGCUUUCCGAAAUAGUUGAGACGCUUGCAUCUGUCAGGGCCUUUAUCAAAGCAUCCAAGACUCGAGAGACAGGGGACAUCUCUUCUAUGCUUUUGCCAAUCGACUUGAUGCUUCAAAGCUGGCGGAAUCAGCUCCCUACGUCCUGGUUGCCCGUACCUCGUCCUGCCUGCCGUUGUGAGGACUGUUCCUCGCGCAGUCAUUUUGAAGGCAUGCCUUUUGAUGCCUAUCCCAAUCUAUAUGUCGCCUCGCUUUGGAACAAUUAUCGUGGUGCACGCAUCCUGGUUCACGAAAUGCUAUUAUCCACCGCAACUUCCUCUUCCAUAACAGCCAUAAUGGACGACAAGGAAUUAUGCCCAACCAUCAACCUAUUGCGCCAGAUGAGCACUGAAAUUUGCCUCAGCGUCGACUACCAUCUGAGACCAAUUCCGGAUGACUCGUUUUCCGGCUCCGUUGGACACUUGAAAGGAAUAGUUACACCCUCAAUCCCAGGUGGCGAACUCCUCAUCUGGCCGCUCUUCAUGGCUGGAAUGUUGCCUACGACAAUCCCAGCACGAAGGAUGUGGAUAUCGGAUCACCUAAGGCAGAUUGGGGCCAACCUAGGCAUUGGACUGGCGCUUUCAAUGAGCCAGGCUAUGGACAACAAGCGGGACACAACUCCCUUUUCUCACAGCGAGCUGUGGGCACGGCAGCCCUUUGACAUCAACGAUGUCGGCCAGCGAAAGACCACUGACUGCUAUUGCUCAGUUGAGAGGCACAGGCAAGCUGACAACCCAGACUCAAUUGAGAUUGUCGACAAUAUGCUUCUCUCAGUACUUUUGGCAUCCAUUGUUGCCUUCGGGGGUACUGCCCAAGGCCUCAAGUUGCCUAUCGUCGACCUUGGGUAUGGACUACAUCAAGCAAUAGGAUACAAUGAUACUUUGGACUUUUAUAACUUUUCCAACAUUCGAUACGCUCAGCCUCCGACGGGUCGUCUUCGCUUCACGGCGCCCCAGUCUCCUUUAGUAAACAGAACUCUGCAGGAUGGCAGCUCCGGAGGUACCUGUCCUCAAGCAUACCCUGUCUGGUACCUCUGUGGGCUGGCUCUGCUCGGUGGCUCCAUCAACUCCACCGAUGCCUGCGAUGCUAGCCUCAUUCCCAAACCCGACCCUACAGAACAAGAGGACUGCCUGUUCCUCGAUGUCAUAGUCCCGAAAGAGGUCUUCGCAAAUGCCAGCAAAGAACAUGCUAAAGGAGCGCCGGUGAUGGUUUGGGUGUACGGAGGUGGGUUCACUUUCAGCAAAAAAUACGAGGACGGGAAUCCUGCCGGGCUCAUCCAGAGAAGUCGGGAAGAAGAUGCGGGUGGCAAAGGCGUUGUCUACGUCACAUUCAAUUACAGGGGUGGUGCCUUUGGUUUUCUGUCUGGGCCCAACAUUCAGUCCUACGGAACCGCCAACGCUGGCCUGCUUGAUCAGCGCAUGGCUCUUGAGUGGGUGCAACAGUACAUCCACCUCUUCGGAGGCGACCCGAAACAGGUUACUGUAUUCGGACAGUCAGCUGGAGCAGGUUCCAUUAUGCACCAGAUCACAGCAUAUGGCGGUCUGAAAGGGCCAGCGCCUUUCCAGAGGGCGAUCCUACAGUCACCCGGGUUCGAGCCAUUCCCCAGCCACUGGGAGCAGGACCAUCUGCUGCAGAGGUAUCUGGGGCUCCUCAACGUGUCGACGAUUCAAGAAGCACGCGAACUCCCCUUCGCCGCGCUCUCUGCCGCCAAUGUGGAGCUCGUCGCCACUUCACCGUACGGAACGUUUACAUUUGCCCCGGCGGUCGACGGAGACUUUGUGCCGAGCUUACCAGGCAAUCUGCUGGCGCAAGGGAACUACGACACAUCGGUGCAGCUGAUGACGGGCUUCAACGCGCACGAGACGCUGUACUUCACCAACCCAGCCAGUACCAACAACUCCAUCUUCCUGUCCAGCAUCACCAGCACGUUCCCAGGCAUUCAGGCCUCGGUCGCAGACUAUGUGGCCCAGACCCUCUACCCUCCGGUCUUCAACGGGAGCUAUCCCUACAGCUCGUUCUACGAGCGCGCCGAGCUCACGCUGCAGGAAAGCGCCUUCACUUGCAACACCUUCUUCCUUCAAACGGCGGGAGCCCUCGAAGUCAAGUCGUCGACAAAAGCGGGCUACGGCUACCGCUUCAGUGUCCCGCCCGCUUACCACGGCCAAGACGUCGCUUACACGUACUACAACCCCUCGACGGCCGGGCCGAGCGUGAACGCCACCAUUGCCCUGUUCAUGCAGCGGGUCUUGACCCGGUUCGCCCUGACUGGGAACCCAAAUCGCGAGAACGAUGCCGCGUCGACCACUACCAUGCCGGCAUAUUUCUCUCACCAGACAACAUCAGGGGCGGGUCAAAUCCUCGACCUGAACGUGACAGGUUUGAAUGUGAUUGCCGAUCCCAACGACAAUGACCGCUGUCUCUGGUGGCAGAAAUCGCUUUACUACUGA